GAAGCCUGACCACAGACCAGCAUCUCCAAGGCAUGAAUAAUUAGGUAGGCAUAAUGGAAGGAACUCACUGCACACUCGAAUUGCGCAAGCCCAUUACUGAACUGUGCUACAUCAGCUUCUAUCUUCCAAGGGGGGAUGUCAGAGGAUUUUCAUACAAGGGCACUGUAACUCUAGACAGAGCCAGUAAAGGUUUUCAAAACUGCUACCAAGUCAGGGAGGGGCCAGACAUCAUCAGUCUCAGCCAGCAGCCGAACGAACAUCCCGGCGACAUAUUUUUCAAGCAGACUCCCACAAAAGACAUCCUAACUGAGCUGUACAAACUGACAGCUGAGAGGGAGAGAGUGCUGGCUAAUCUGCUCACCUCAGACCACAUCCUGGGCAUUUCCAUGAGGAACCAGGAGGGGAAGCUGCCGGAGCUGUUUGUGAGCCCAGCCCCGGCGGAUGACUGUUUCCAGAGUGUGGGAGACUGGUGGGGGGAGCUCCCUGUGGGCCCUCUCAAUAAGAGGAGCACCUGUGGGAACAAAAAACCCCGGAGGUUUGGCGGAUGGAGAGAGAGCCUUGAGGCACUCCCACAGAAGAGAACAAGAAGGAAAGAGUGUGGAAGCCGGGAACCAGUUCCCCGGAUGGGGAAGGACAAGAUCUGUUCCAGCAACUCCCUUCCUCUUUCUCCAGCCAGGCCUAAUCUUCAGCUCCUAGAGGAAAGAGGAAAUCUGGUCCCAAAUAAGGCACUUACCUCCUCCCUGCAGAGGAGAGAGAGUUGCCCUGCAGAUAUCCCUAGGACACCGGACUCAGAUCUUGGCUUUGAGACCUUUGGGAUAGCCUCAGAGCCCACUGGGCUUGGAAGAGGAGCACUGCCCCCUGACAGCAGCUCCACGGGGGCAGGAGAUGGUGGCGUUGAAGGCCCACUGAGAAGUCCUGGCAGGCUGGAGCAUCAGCAAACAGGUGUGCCUGAAAUUCAGGACUCUGAGAAAUGUCCAGAGGCAGAGGGGGGCAGCAUGGAGAAGUCAGCUGAGCAAACUCGUAAGACAAAACCUGUUUCUAAAGUGGUGGCCAAAAUCCAGGAUCUGCCCUCUCAGGUGCAAAGAGUAGUUAAAACACAUCCUGAGGCCAAGGAAAGCAUUGCCAUUUGCCCAGGGGCCCAGGAUGAUUUUAUACCCAAAGCAGACUUGCUUGAGCUCCCAGGACCUGAGACUGGGGCUCCUGGUUCUAGGUGGUGGGAUGAGGGACAGCCAGGGGACAGGUCAUCACAAUCAUUGGCCAGAGAAACAGCAUCUAUUUCUAGUUCACUAGCCAGUGCUGAGGGGGCCGUGAACAAGGUCCUCCUGAAGGUAAUAGAGAGUGAGAAGUUAGACGAAGCCACUGAAGGGAAAAGACUGGGCUUCCCCCUCAACACAAGGACCACCUCCACCCUCCCAGAAACCAGAAGUAAAAGGAAGGCUGGGCUAUCCCGGAGUGGCCGCAGGUCCUUGUUUCUCGAUCCGCAGCAUGCUGUAGGUUCUGACUCCUCCCAACCCAGAGACAUUGAGAGGAGGACAUCCCCUCCAGCACCAGCCACUCUUGGUAUGGUAUUUAAUAAUUCAUCCCCUCGGUCCAGCGCACACAAACGGAUGUCACCUGUUCCCUCGCCUCUACCUCCAAGGCGUACCAGCCCCCAGCAGCACCACAGGAUCCUCCGGCUCUCCCCGCUGCCUGGUGAGAGGGAAGCUGCUCUUAAUGACUCCCCUGGUAGAAAGACCUGUGUCUUCUUUGUGUCCUCCUCUGCUGACACCUUGGAGUCACCAUCCUCUGCUAAGGUCACGGAUACCAAAGGAACCAGCCCGACCUCCUUCAGAACAGGUCAACCUCCUUUGGUGCCUGGAGAAUCUUUGGAAAAGAGCUUGGGGCCAGGGAAGACCACAGGUCAGGUCCAGCACCAGUCACCUCCAGGUAUCUCCUCUGAGAGCUUUCCUUGGGACUGCUUCAAUGAACAGACAACCAAAGACCUUCCCUCCAGAGAUGGAGGUACUUGGGUCCUGGGCUACAGAGGAGGUCCACCCUGUUCAUUUCUUCUUCGUGAGGAAAGAGAGAAGUCAAACAGAAGUGAAUUGCACUUGGAUCUCAAUCCUGACCAGAGCCCUACAGAGCAGGACGACAGGACUCCUGGCAGACUCCAAGCUGUCUGGCCACCCCCAAAGACAAAAGACACAGAAGAAAAAGUGGGAUUGAAGUACACCGAAGCAGAAUACCAAGCUGCUAUUUUACACUUGAAGAGGGAACACAAAGAAGAAAUUGAAAACCUGCAGGCCCAGUUUGAACUUCAGGCAUUUCAUAUCCGGGGUGAGCAUGCAGUGAUAACAGCGAGACUAGAAGAAACCAUUGAAAAUCUCAAACACGAGUUAGAACACAGAUGGCAAGGAGGAAGUGAAGAGAUGAGAGAUGUAUGCAUCUCCACAGAUGACGACUGCCCUCCAAAGACCUACAGAAAUGUGUGCAUCCAGACAGACAGAGAGACCUUCCUCAAACCCUGCGAAGGUGAAAGCAAGACAACCAGAAGUAACCAAAUAGUACCCAAAAAGCUGAAUAUCUCCUCUUUAAGUCAGCUUUCUCCCCCAAAUGACAACAAAGAUAUUCAUGUACCACUUCAGACUGGAGAAAGCAUCUCAUCAAAUCAGCAGAAAAUAUCACCCCCACCUCCUCCACCACCUCUACCCCCUACCAUCCCUCCCCCUCCACCCCUCCCGCCUGGACUUGGACCUCUGCCACCAGCACCUCCGCCACCACCUAUGAGUGUUGGGCCACCACCACCUCCUCCUCCACCCCCUCCACCACCUCCACUACCUCCAAGUGCUGGACCUCCCCUACCUCCUCCCGCUCCACCACUGCCUAAUGCCCCAGCUCUCCCAAGCAGUGGGGGACCUCCUCCUGCUCCAACACCCCCCGGACUUGUACCCCCACCUCCUCCUGGACUCUUCUUUGGACUCAGCUCUUCUUCCAGCCAAUGUCCUCGGAAACCAGCCAUUGAGCCCAGUUGUCCUAUGAAGCCUUUGUACUGGACUAGAAUACAAAUAAGUGAUAAGAGCCAAAAUGCUACACCGACCUUAUGGGACUCCUUAGAAGAACCUGAUAUUCGGGACACUAGUGAAUUUGAGUAUUUAUUCUCCAAAGACACAACUCAACAGAAGAAAAAACCUCUGUCAGAGACCUAUGAGAAAAAAAACAAGGUCAAAAAGAUCAUCAAGUUAUUGGAUGGAAAACGAUCUCAAACUGUGGGAAUCUUGAUAUCUAGUUUACAUUUAGAAAUGAAGGACAUCCAGCAGGCCAUUUUUAACGUGGAUGACUCUGUGGUUGAUCUGGAGACCCUCGCAGCCUUAUAUGAAAACAGAGGCCAAGAGGAUGAGUUGGUUAAAAUACGAAAGUACUAUGAGACAUCCAAAGAAGAAGAAUUAAAGCUGCUGGACAAACCUGAACAAUUUUUACAUGAGUUAGCCCAGAUCCCCAAUUUUGCUGAACGUGCCCAGUGCAUAAUCUUCAGAUCUGUUUUUUCUGAGGGUAUCACCUCCUUGCACCGAAAGGUAGAGAUUGUCACACGAGCUUCUAAGGGCUUGCUGCACAUGAAGAGUGUAAAAGACAUCUUAGCUCUCAUUCUGGCAUUUGGAAAUUAUAUGAAUGGAGGAAAUCGGACUCGAGGACAAGCAGAUGGAUAUAGCUUAGAAAUUCUGCCCAAACUCAAGGACGUCAAAAGUCGGGAUAAUGGAAUUAAUUUGGUGGACUAUGUUGUGAAGUAUUACCUCCGUUACUAUGAUCAGGAAGCCGGAACUGAAAAGAGUGUUUUCCCCCUGCCUGAACCACAAGAUUUCUUUCUGGCCUCCCAAGUCAAGUUUGAAGACCUCAUAAAAGAUUUGAGAAAACUGAAGCGGCAAUUGGAAGCAAGUGAGAAGCAGAUGAUGGUGGUGUGCAAGGAGUCCCCAAAGGAGUAUCUCCAGCCUUUCAAGGACAAGCUGGAGGAGUUCUUCCAGAAAGCCAAAAAGGAACAUAAAAUGGAAGAAAGCCAUUUGGAGAAUGCACAGAAAAGUUUUGAGACAACAGUGGGAUAUUUUGGGAUGAAGCCAAAGGCUGGUGAGAAGGAGAUCACACCAGGCUACGUGUUUAUGGUAUGGUACGAGUUCUGCAGUGACUUCAAGGCCAUUUGGAAACGGGAGAGUAAAAACAUCUCUAAAGAAAGAUUGAAAAUGGCUCAAGCAUCAGUCAGCAAGUUGACAUCAGAGAAGAAAGUGGAGACAAAGAAAAUCAAUCCCACUGCCAGUCUGAAAGAAAGACUGCGUCAGAAGGAAGCCAGUGUGACAACCAACUAAGAUGGAGACACAAGAAAAUGACAAUGGGGAGCCAUGGAACCCUGCAGCGCUAAAGAAGUUUUUUGAAAGAUUUGUUACUAAAUGUCUGUCUUGCUCAGUCCUUUCUGAAGUGUCUGCAGGGAGCGCCCUAUGCCUUCUUUAAGAAGUCCCUUAUUAGGCCACAGGAGCAAUGAAAGCUAUUUAAGGAAAUACUGCAAGAGUAUUUGAUAAUUGUUGCUUGUAGAAGUUCAAAGUCUACUCUGUUAUGAGACCAGAAGAAAUACCAAGAUUUUCCAAAUUUUUUUAAAAGCUGAUAUUUCACACUUUCUGUACCAAACUUGAUCUCUACAACUUUGUCACAGAAGAGGAUCUUUCAUGACAGUUGCCUUAGGAUAAUUCAAGCCUUGGUAUUUACAUGUUGCUGUUUUGAUCUUUAGUUUAUUGGUCUUAAUUUUGAUUAUGUUGUAGCAAGAUCCUAUGACAUCUUUCUUGCCAACAAUGUUGAAACUCACCAAAAUUGUUUGUGAAAAUGAUUCCCCAGACUAGGGAAAUGAUGGUGUUGUUGUUGUUCAUGCAAUUGAAAGGAAACAAAAUGGAAUCAUGUGUGGGUAUAGAAGGGAGUUAAGUUGCCAUAAACUACAUCCUGGAGGAUGUUAUGAUACUGGAGUUGACCUCAGCCAUUAAGCAAGGCCCAUUGUUUUAUUCUUAUAUCAGUUCAUUGUGGGUUCCUGAGCUCACAGAGAUUUUGUACCCCACCUCCAGUAGAAAUAGUAGUACUGAGCAGGGACAGCCUUGGGGGUCAGGGUACCUAUUUGAACAAGCAAUCGGGUGACAGAACACCCUGCCUAUUUCAGAUCCAUCAUGAAUGGGUAGUACCAUAUUGACAUGUACCCAAUUCUUCAUUAUGUCCUGCUACUUGUGGCUGGUCCUCUCUGACCACCCCCAGGAGGUGGUUUCUAGACAGGAGAGCAAAAGCAUGUGCCUUUUUAUCAUGGCCUUGACUGACAGGCAUGUGAAGUAGGGUUAGCCAGGUGUCUUUGCUGGCACAACACUUAAGUUCUUUAUAGGAAAAUGAGAAGGUGAAUAUAUUAAUAUUAAACUUUGAUUAGAACAUCAGGCCUAGGUAGCUCUUUCUGACCCUGGCUCUUGAUUCACAGAGGAAAAUCACCUUGGAAAUCUACCUGACAUUUUCCCCCUCAAGCCAUUACUCUUUGAAUCUGUCCUGUGAGGGGAUAAGAAGAAAGAAGGGAUCAGCUUUUUCCUCCAGUGGUGGGGACAAUCUAGAGGUGAUCAAGAAUCUUAUGUCCUAUCCAUAUCCGCUGCUACAUGUGUCCUGCCCCUUCCCCCAGCGUCUUUGCAGAACCUCUGAGCUUGCCAGGUGCCCAACUGUCUUCCCAGGAUAUGCCUGCCAGUCAUCAGCCUGAGAACUCAGGAACAUUCCUGUAAUAGAUUGAGCUAAUGAAAGCAGCACCAUACCUGUGUAUAGUGCAAACCUCAGAAUCAAGACUGCACAGGUGAAAUCAGUGAAGUCACAGACACCAUAUUCAUGCAGGCACUAACCAGCUUUUCUAAUGGUUCAAAAGGAAAGAAUGUCACAUGCUUGGAUUUUUAAAACUCAGAAUGAAGGAGUGAAACAAAAUGGGCAAACAGAUAAGGAAAUUACUAGACUAGAAAGACUUGAAGUUGCUUGUGAGCAAGAAGCUUUUCCCAUUACUUUCAUAUUGUUUCUCCUUGUUUUUACUUAACUGUGAAGAAAACCAAGGAAAUUCAUCAACUUAAGGCAAAUUCCACUUACAGGCAUCCUGUACUCUAUAACAUUCUUUCUAGUAUUAUGGUGCAGAAGAAAAUACCAGUUUUUGUCCAUGCCACAAAAAUCAUCUCUGCAUUCAGCAAGGUCAGCAUAAGUCUCAAUCCAUAAGGAUGUGAUGGAAGGAAGCAGCAGGAGGUUUUUGCUAGAGCCACUGCUGUCCACUUCAGGUCUCUUAAGUAAAAUACUCAUGAGAAGGUGACACUGUCAUUGUGCCCUUCAAGGACACCCUCUCAGGGAAACCAUGCUGAAGAAUAAGGAAUGGAAACAUUCAUUUGAGAGACGAAUGCAACCCAACUUGGUAAACCAACUAAAAAUCUUCUGCAAAGUGCCUGUUUCUAAAGAUCUGCCUGCCUCGGUUGGGGAAGCUUGGUGGGUUUGUUAACACUAGUCAAAUACAUUUCAUAACCAUUUAAGACACCAUGACAGAAUCUCCAUCAUUCUCUUCCAGUUUGAAUCCUCCAUUAUCUAAUCUGAAAUGCCACUUCCUAAAUCCACCACUGUGACCUAGUCUUCAUUUCUAACUUAAGUUCAUGAUCAACAAAGGUAACCAUUUGCUUCAGGCAGUUAUCUGAAACAAAAGGUUCCUCUAAAAUGCAGUUGAGUUCAUGCUAAAUGCAACAAGUAUGUCUAAACUUUUCACAGAGAAGACUUGUUUAGAUACCAGUUGACCUCUUGAGCACUUUAAGCAAGCAGGGUUUAAUGGGCUUCUCUAGGCACAGCUCUCCUUGAACUAGACAGGAGAAAGACCAGGAUGGCCACCCUGCAUUUAACCACACACUCACACCUACUCACUAGUAAAAUGCCAAAAAACCAUCCCUGAUAAACAACUUUGUCUCUUCCUAGUUGAGAUUCACUGACUCUGAGGACACAGUUUAGCAACGGUUCGGAUUCUUGUAUGAGCUGUUGACAAUAAUUAUAGAGCACACAGGUGCACUAACUAAUGUACUAAAAUAUUAUAUAGACACAUUAGGGGGAAAAAGCAUCAGACCUCUGCAGUGUCCAAUAUCAAGUUGGAAAGUAUGGCAUAUGUCUUUUAACCUGAGAAAAGGCAGCUUACCAGAAAAAGUGUGGCCUAAUAGAAGGGCAGACAUGAGGAUGUAGAGGCCCCAGGGGUCACAGGUGUUGGUUCUGCUCCUGCAUCCUUAAGUUGAUGUCAAUGAGAUCUUUCCAGAAGCUCAUGGCAACUACCUAGGAAUUGUGGGAAAACAACUUCUGAAAUCUGAGGAGUAAAAUAAGGAAACCCAGUGGUGCUACUAUACCUUUAAAUGUUCUAGCUGAAACGAAUUGCCAGCACAGUUGAAAAAACUGAAUAUUAAGUUGGAUGCUGGGCUCCCCUUUCCCAGGAAACAUAGUCGAACCUGAAAAUCUGCUGAGCCUCCUUUUUCAUGGGUACCCUAAGGAAAUGGGUUUCCUAAAUGAGAAGCUUAAAAGUUGCCAGUGAAGAAACCAGAAAAACUGAAAAAAAAAGAGAAGUAUGUUGGUGAUAUUUGAAAUCUCCAGCAAGAGAAAGAGGUCAAUGGUAUGGUUUCUUAAAGUCUACAAUUAGAUGUAGCAGAAGAGAUAGAAAUGUAUUUUCAGAAGUGAUUUGUCUAUUGUCCUGAGAUUACAUCUCUCUAUAAGUUGUGCUGCCUACAACAGGGAAGUUUUCAUUUUAAUGAUGUUUUUUAUUCCUUUACAGUUUUAUGAUCUCAAGUCUAUCUAUACUUCUGCCUUGCCUGGCAUCACAGAUGCAGUCAUUAUAUGCACCAGCACAGCAAAUCGCACCUAGUCAAUGUAUGAUGAGGAAUUAGCAAGGCAGACCUGCAGAUUCUCCUUUCCAGUAACCAGACUGUAGUCUUGGUGGGGGAUCUCUUCAUUUUCUGACAUCCUAAGUAAGAAUAUUUCAAAGUAUUCACCCUUCCCACAAAAAAAAAAAAAAAGCAAAUAUAAAACCAAUUUGGGGCAUUAUAUGGAAAGGGGAAAUGAAGAAGUCCACAAAAUAUAGCCUCCCCCAAAUAGCUGAUCUAAAUAUCAACCAUCUCAUUCUAUGAAGUAGUUUAAAUUGGGUUGGAAAGUUGCUAGCCAAAAGAAUGUUUGAUUUGAGCUUCCUUUUCUAUGAUCCUGUCUAUUCUAAUUAGAAACCAAAAACACAAAAAAUAGAUAAAAUGUGAUUAGGAAAGAGAAAGCUUUAGCAGAUUGGGUGGCUUAUAAAUUAGUUUAUUAGCUCCUGAAUCAUAAAAUCAAGGGGCACACUAGGAAAUCCAAUGUUGUGAAGUCUAAGCCAGGAACAUUAGAAUCUGAGCAGCUGCUGUAGCUGCUGGUCAUGGGCAAAGUAAGAACUUUCUGCUGCCCACAUGAGAUUUCAGCCUAAAUCAGAUGCUUUUAAGAAAUAUGGAUUUGAAAUAACCAAGGAUUGUCCUGGAAUUUUUUUUUUAAAGUCACAUAAAAGAAGAUAUGAUGUAAUGGUGGGGUCCCGGGGGGCAGGGGAGGGAUAUUAGACCAUUAAAAUGUCCUUCCUCUGGAUUCUCUUAAGAGCCAUUUAUGGGGCUGGGGAGACAGCUCAGCUGGUAGAAUGCUCGCCUCGCAAGCACAAGGCCCUGAGUUCGAUCCCCAGUACCGCAAAAAAAAAAAAAAAAGAGCCAUUUAUGAAUGUGUAUAACAUCCAGAAGACCAUGAAUACCACAUUUCACAGUUUAGCCAUUUUACCUUUGGGGAUCCUACAACUGAAUAGAGUGGAUUAGAUAAAAAUACAAAUUUUUUAUUCAUGUUGGCUACUUUUUCUUCACAAAGAAAUCUGCAGCACAGGGGAACCAAGUCUGUGUGCCAAGCUGACAGGAUUUGAAAAGAAUGGAUAAUUUUUAGCCUUUCCAAAAUGCAAAUAACUUUUGUUACAUGUAUUUCCAUUUUCCAGCUAUAGGGAGAGCAACCUAGCUGCUUGGCAGCUAUUACUGAUGCAGAAUUGGCUUAAAGAAAACACCUUCUAAACUGGGCUCAGCAGAUCUUUCUCUUUAGACUUACAGAACAGUAUUCCUAAUGCCAGUAGCAAUUGAAUCCAGACAUAAAUGGACUUGAUUAUACAGCCAUGUGUGACUGAGAGGCCCAUUCUGUGUCAUUUCUGCAUACGCAUCAUUCGUUGACACCUUGUAAGAAGUGCUGAAUUUUAGUUUCACAAUUCUUCAUUUCCCUUUCCACGGAGUGGGCAACCUACCAAAUACUCCCAGAUCAACGCCUUGCUUUGCUGGGAACUAGUGAAUUUCAGAGAGUUUUAAGAUGUUAAACUUGAAGCCAAUUCAGUAGCCCUAUUUGUUCCAAGACUCAUAACCAAUAAUGUGAUAUAAACACAUUAUAUUGCAUUUGGGAAAUCUGUGUAGUUAACAACUUACUUGGAAACGUGAAGUUAUUAAAAUGGCAGCUAGCUAACUGUGUCUUUUAAGUCAUCAUGAGGUUUCUACCAACGAAGAGAUUAAGGAAGCAAAUCAAACCUCCUGCAGUAGUUUGGCUGUCCUCAAGUAGUAACUGCUGGACUGGGUUUCUCCUCGAUCCUAGCCUUUCUCCUAACUACCCUGGAGAUAACCAGUGGCCUUCCCUUCUCCGAUAUCAGGGUCUCUUUAAGUCCAUGGUUCCUUUAAGAACUGCCUGCUUAAAGCUCACAUGAACUUCAGACCUUAUUGCAUAUUACAUCAAGUAUUUGCUCAAGAGAGACCUAACAAUCUCAAUUUUGGGUAUGAAAGUGAUAAAUAAAACUAUUAGGUUAUUUUGCAUUCCAUCUAUGCCAUAUAAUUCUCUAUUUUUUUACUCUUAGGUGUAUAUAUCUCCUAAAGACUAACUCAAGGGCUUUUUUUUUCCUAAUAGUUUGUGUGAAACUUGAUAGUAUUGGGUUAACAAAAUGCAAAUGUAUUCAUAGAUUCAGGCAGAAACUAACAUCCAAAGUGUUUGGAACAAACAACUUUCUACCACAUGUAAGCUGUCUCAUAGGCUGAAUACUCCCAUAAAUUCUACUUGUGUGUACACUGAGGGACUCUCUACCUUUGAAACAGUAAGAAUGUCUUCAAAGAGAAUGACUAUUUCCCCCACGUAUAGUGUGAGUUUCCUGUGCAUUAUCUUGGCAUGUUGAGUAAGAUAUCGAAUUUUCUCAGGCAUGUUAGCAUUGAUUUGUCAAUGUCUUUGUUGAAGUUGUACCUACUUUCCUUCAUUGUUCUCUUCCAGAGCUUUCUUCCACUUUUUGAUCGUUUGCCUAGGUUAUCUCUCCAAGUUAAUCUUUCCAACAUGAAAGGCUAGUCCCAGAGACCACUGCACAUACAGGGAAAUUAUUCUCUACAUCCCCAUGAUAUAAAUGAUAGAUGUUCAGAAACAAACAACUCUCUGGGAACUGUUGGCAUGGAUUCUGAAUUCUGCUUUCUGUGUGGUAUAUAAACAGGAAUAUGUAGUAUACAAAGUUGUACUGUUCUUUCUAAUAGGAGACUAGAAGGACAUUUAAAAUGUUUAUAUUUUAAAUAUGUUUGCAUGAACUAUAAAUAACUCUUUUUUUCCCUUCUUGCCAACUUGUCUCUAGAUAUAAUCUUACUCAUAUUCUUACCAUCAAGGUAUAAAGAAGGUAGUCUCAGCCGCUCUAAGUUGUGUCCUACAUAAGUCUUGAAAGAUGGGUUUACUGAAAAUAAACCCAUGAGCAAAGGGAGAUAUGUAGUAAUAAUUCAGUCGGCCUACAGUGACCAGGGUCUACUAAAGGCAUGGAUCUAGUCUAAAAUUAUUGAUUUUAUGAUUCUGCAAUUCUGCAGUUGCCCAAGACAAAUAAUGUGACCCUACCAUCAACUGGAUUUGAAACUUUUGAGGAGGUUUAUGCAUUAAGAAAUAAGGAUGUUUCUUUAACAGAAGCAAAGAUUCUCCUAAGAGGGUAGAAACUUAAAAUUAGAGAUUGGAUAAUUUUAAGAAUUUUUAGAGAAAGCAUGUCAUUGAUUCAUCAUCGUCUUUUCCUUUCAUUGAAUUGUAAUUAGACUAGUAUGGGAAGCACAGUGCUCUUGGACUUUGAUUUAGAGGAUCGUGCUUUGGCCUGGAAAAUAAGCAUUGGCCUGCAUGCCUCGAACCUAAGUGAAAUCAGUUAGCAUCCUAAUACAAAUCAGAUGUAACAGAAAUGUGAAUUAUUUCAAGUCCUUUAGCAUUUAAUUUUCUUAGUGACACCCUGGACCUUGUAUGCUGCCUCCUAAUAUGCAUUUGAUCCAUGCAGUGGUCUUCAGCUCAGACUUGUGAGAUGCCAAGCAAUGGGAUGAAGGAGAAAAACAGGAGGCAGGAGAGAAGAGAUUUUUUAACAAGGCCAGUCCAAUGCUUUGCUGAUCCAAUUCAUUUUGUUAGAAAACUGGUGAUUUGGAAAGUUCUUUAAAGAAAAUUCAGCAAUCUGUAGUAGGCAAGUAGGAGUGCCCAGUAUGAUAUACUGGUUGGUGGCAGACGUUGUGCUGGAAAAGCAGGUAACCCCAGUGAAACUGGCGUAUGUGGGUUUAGUAACUCCAUCGACUUCAGAUCCAUUUCCAUGAGGUUGCUUGUUCAUGAACCUGCCUGUUUUCUCUAUUCUUUCAUUUUUCCGCUUUCUGGACCCAGGCCUCAGCCUCCCCUUCCUUCACAUCCCACAACUAGUCUUUCCUAACUGAGCCUUUACAUGUCUCCCUGGCCCAACUUUUUUUUCGCUUCCCUGCAUCAUGGACACUAAAUGUCUCCCUGGACCCCUUCUCCACCCUCUCACACCCUGUGCUCCACCACUGGAUGGGGAUCUCCACUGUCACCAAGGAGCCUGCGUGAGACAUGCUGCUGGGACUGCCUCUUGUUAAUGUCAGCAUCACCUCAUCAUUUAGGCCAAGGGAAAAUCCAUAAAAGAGAUGGAAAGUGCAUUUCUUUUUCAUUUUAUUUUACUUUAUUUUAAGAAGGUUGGUUGGAGUCACGGGGCGGGGGGGAGCAGUGGGAGGGGUUCUAGUUCUUCUCAAUUUCUCAUAGAUUUUACUUUUAGGGGAUAUUCUUUUGAUAAAUUUAUGUCAGACCAGGUCACCAGCUAUGAUACAGACUAAAUUUUUGACUUUCAAGUAAGUUUCUGUGCUGCCAGACAAAUUUGACUUCUGUGCAAACAUUUUGAAUCAGACUUAUUAUGGCACUCCAUUCUUACCACUACUCAUGAUUCAAACAUUACCCCUAAUCCGAAUCAGGAUGUUGACAUUUUGUGGUUAAUUUCAUAUUAACAGUAAUAACUAUUGCGCUCUUAAAAGCACUUAAAGUGUAAGCAUGUCCUAAAUAGUCUACUAUUUGACCUGGUAAAAUCUUGGCUUUUCUGUUUAAUUAAGUAUUAGAUUAAUCUGUAGAUAUAACUUUUAAGGGAUUUUGAGCAAUAAUGAAGACAUUUUGGGAAAGGAGAAGGCACUUUAAAGACAUGAAACCUUACAUUACAUGCUCUUGGAUAUUUUUAAACAUAAGCUAAUUGGAUUCAGGUAUUUUUCCCUUUAUAUUUUAAGAAUAUGUAUUUCUAAUUUGCAUAUUUAAUUUUGUCAAAGCUGAGAACUGCUCAUGAGUUGAAUUUUUAAAUGUAAUAGCAACCAAAUGAAGUAUUUAUUUUUAAAAAGAAAGGGUGUAGGAACCAAUAUUAAUUUGUACAUAAUGAAAAUGUGUGUACGUGUGUGUGUAUAUAUAUAUACAUAUGAAUAUAUAUAUUUUCCUUCUUGACACUACUUGGUCACCUUAUUAAGUGUAUUUUUGUACAUAGUAUAUAUUGGUUAGAAAAGUGUAGAAUGUCUAUUCUAAGAAUUCUAUCUCUGAUAGAUUAUAUUUAUCCUAAUCUAUUGAUACCUCUGUUAAUUCAUUUCAAGAGAUACAACUAUAUUUUUUGGAAUUUGAAGAGACUUGCACUCAUGGCUUCCAAUUGUAAAUAUGCUAAGGGUAUUUUAAUAAAUCCUGGU
Molecule: messenger RNA, 13028 nt
Organism: Sciurus carolinensis (gray squirrel)
Lineage: Eukaryota; Metazoa; Chordata; Mammalia; Rodentia; Sciuridae
Gene: Fmn1
Product: formin 1
Exons: 18
Coding region: 54-4331 (1425 amino acids)
Biological process (GO): actin nucleation
Cellular component (GO): actin filament; cytoplasm; endoplasmic reticulum membrane
Molecular function (GO): microtubule binding
Source: RefSeq, a predicted model, not a curated record